UCUCCUCUGACUAUAACUAUCCGAGUCCUUCAAAGCCUUCACAGCCGAACCUGAAGGACAACAGCAGACAUCUGAGAUAGAAGCUUCCAGAAGGUGAACUCCUACCUGACAUAAAGGCACCAAAGACUAUAAGAAGAAUACAUUGUAACAAAUCUUCUACUCUACAGAUCAACAUGAUGAACAGAAUGACCUUGAGAGUCUUCCUGAUACUUGGAAUAUUCACAGUACUGGGGAUAUCACAGGAAUUAGCAGCUUUACAACCAAAUUCCUUCUGUGAGCCCAAUAAGAUGUUCUACCAGUGUAAGCCGUGCCCAAGGACCUGCGGUAACCAGGAAAUCCCAUGUCUGAAGAUCUGUCAGCCGGAAUGUUACUGCAAACCUGGCUUUAUCCUGGCAUCGCCCACCUCCACCACCUGCAUCCCCGAGGCUCAGUGCACGUCCUGUGGGGUCAACGCCAAAUUCACGGACUGUAACUCUCACUGCCAGGACACCUGUGAUAACUACCUGCAGGUGGACAGGGCCUGCCCCAUGAUGUGCCAGCCCGGCUGCGUCUGCGAGAAGGGCUACGUGAUGUACAACAACCAGUGUAUCAAGCCCAUUCUGUGCCCCAACAGGUCCCGAGGUGUUCCCCCAAUAUUAUUACCCCUAUUAGCCGGGAGGGCUCCAAACCCCACCAACAGAGCCACCUAAACCUUUAUUGCCUGGGUCAUGUAACCUGCUAUUUAAGUGCACUUUAUGUAUUUUUUCUG
Hyla sarda is the source of this 748-nucleotide messenger RNA. Its product is annotated as zonadhesin-like. Lineage: Eukaryota; Metazoa; Chordata; Amphibia; Anura; Hylidae. Bases 174 to 689 code for a protein of 171 amino acids. The transcript has 3 exons. The record is from RefSeq and is a predicted model, not a curated record.